Drosophila ficusphila is the source of this 2219-nucleotide messenger RNA. Its product is annotated as phosphatidylinositol 4-kinase beta-like. The record is from RefSeq and is a predicted model, not a curated record. Gene Ontology annotation, molecular function: 1-phosphatidylinositol 4-kinase activity. Gene Ontology annotation, biological process: phosphatidylinositol phosphate biosynthetic process; phosphatidylinositol-mediated signaling. Gene Ontology annotation, cellular component: membrane; cytoplasm. NCBI's taxonomy places the organism in Eukaryota, Metazoa, Arthropoda, Insecta, Diptera, Drosophilidae.
AUGACGUCAAACAGGCUACAGCGUUGGGCCAUUAAUCUCUUGGCCUACAACUUCGGUAUCCAGUAUCGAUCCACAUCUGCUCAUGGUAAUGCGGAUGCUCUUUCACACCUUUCAGUGGGUACAGAUUCAGAUUUAGACAAAGAAGAGGAAGCUUGGCAAGCUGUAGUCGAAGUGUCAACACCGAUAAAUUCAGAGCUCAUUUGCAACCACAUGGACAAAGACGAACUCCUCAAACAAGUCCUGCAGUUCACUCCAAAUGCCCAAGGUAAAACUCCAGCCGAGUUAAUCCACGGUAGACCAGUCCGCACCGUGCUUAGUCAACUUUUCGAGAAGCCUGUCGAAGCUAAACAGACAAUCACCAAUGUUCUCGACAUAUUCGAGUCGGUACGGGGCCAAGUGAACGGCCUUCUCGGGCAGAGGACACUUUGCAGUUGUGGUGCUCCAAAGACGGCGCCCCAGAAGGAGUUUAUGAAGGCGCUAAUAAACGUAGGUAAAAAUCUUACUUCGCUGUCUUCUAAAGCGGAAAAGACUUCAGCGCUGCGAAUGUUCCUUAACUUGAUCAACAAGAACUUGCCCGCCAGAGUCUGGCUUCCGCUCUACUCGGAUAUUUCGCACCAUGUCGUUCGCAUAACAGAGGAAAAGACUGCUGUUUUAAACUCGAAGGACAAGACUCCAUACAUUAUCUACGUGGAAGUGGUCGAGGUUCCCGACAUUUACACUUCUCCCCUGAUACCAAAGAUGAUGCCUUCGCUGCGGCACACCAAAAGCGAAGAGCAUCUAGAGGGGUCCUGUCUGAACUCGCACCAGCACCUGAGCUGCAGCCGCACUUCCAGCUGUAGCAGUAGUCAGCAGGGCUCAAGCUGCCGAAGGAAAAAGACGGCAGAACUGGAUGGCGGCUGCGGCGAUGCUGGUUCAGUGAACUGCUACGGCAACACAUUGUCAUUGGGUGGGCUUCAGCUCCAGGAGGAUGAUGUUUGGUCGCAGGAAGACGACGAAAUUACAGCGCAGUACCUUAACAUGAGCAAAGUGAGCGAGCGGGAUACUAUUUCACAGAUGUCGUUGGACUCUUGCGAUUCACGAGACCAAGGUCCACCCAUUGUCUUUAACAUUGGCGACGUGCGCCUGCGACAUUGCAGCAACUUAAGCUGCGAAAACACAAAAUCCUUUAGCAAUGACCCAGAAGAUCCCUCGGCAGCAGCCCUAAAGGAACCAUGGCACGAAAAGGAAAAGCUCAUUCGUGAGUCUUCGCCCUACGGCCAUUUAUCAAAUUGGAGGCUGCUUUCCGCCAUUGUCAAGUGCGGCGACGAUUUACGCCAGGAACUUAUGGCUACUCAAUUGUUACAGAUGUUUAAAAUAAUAUGGCACGAAGAACAUGUGGAUCUUUGGGUGCGCCCGUACAAGAUAGUUUGCCUGUCGAAUGAUAGUGGUCUUAUUGAGCCUAUCCUCAACACUGUCUCUCUGCACCAAAUUAAGAAGAACUCCAACAAAUCACUAAGAGAUUAUUUUAUCGAUGAGUACGGCACACCCACUGGAGAGACUUUCCGCCGGGCACAGAAGAAUUUUGUCCAAAGCUGUGCAGCUUACUGUCUAAUCUCGUAUCUGUUGCAAGUCAAGGACAGGCAUAACGGAAACAUACUUUUCCACUCGGAUGGGCACAUCAUACACAUUGACUUUGGAUUCAUUCUGAGUAUUUCUCCAAAAAACUUGGGAUUCGAACAAUCACCUUUUAAGCUUACACCGGAAUUCGUUGAAGAUGGGGGCACCAGCUCGGAGCAUUGGCGUGAAUUUAAUAGGCUCCUGUUAGUUGGCAUGAUGUCUGCCCGAAAGCAUAUGGAUCGUAUUAUAAACUUUGUAGAAAUUAUGCGCAGCAAUGCUCAUUUGCCGUGCUUUAAAAAUGGAUGCUCCGGAACCGUACAGAAUCUCCGCAAACGCUUUCAUAUGAAUUUGACCGAGCAAGAAAUGGAACGAAAAGUUGAGCAGCUUGUACAAGACUCGUUGAAGAGUCUUUCAACUAAACUGUACGAUGGUUAUCAGUAUUAUACGAAUGGCAUAUUGUGAGAAAGAUUUUUCAUGAAGAUCUAAGUAUGAAGUUGGAUUGAAAUUGCCAAGCUGGUAACCAAAAUUAUGGACUGACUUUUUGUAAAGGAAUUAUUGUAUAUUAUAUAAUAUGUAAUUAUCAGCGACAAAAGCAAAAAGAAUGAAAUUGUACCAAACAUAAA